Molecule: messenger RNA, 879 nt
Organism: Plasmodium berghei ANKA
Lineage: Eukaryota; Apicomplexa; Aconoidasida; Haemosporida; Plasmodiidae
Product: polyprenol reductase, putative
Exons: 9
Coding region: 1-879 (292 amino acids)
Biological process (GO): dolichol-linked oligosaccharide biosynthetic process; polyprenol catabolic process
Cellular component (GO): endoplasmic reticulum
Molecular function (GO): 3-oxo-5-alpha-steroid 4-dehydrogenase activity
Source: RefSeq, a predicted model, not a curated record
AUGAAAAACACUGUAUCUUCUUUAAUGCAUAGUCACUUAAAACAAAUAACUCCCCUUAAAGUUAUAUGCAUAUUAUAUUAUGUCAUAGGAAUAUUUAUUUUACUUAUAUCAUUUUUUUCGAAAACAAUAACUAAUUGGUCUUUACAUGGAAAAAAUAUGUUUAUAAAGUUAGAACAAAAUGAAGAAAAGCGCAGUUGUAUGUUUCAUAGAUUAAAAAAAUGGGUCGAUAAUAUUAUAAUCUCAAAAAAAUAUUUCUUUCACUUUUAUUUUCUUGGUUUGAUAAUAAACUCAGCUAUAUUACUACAAGAUAUUAAUGAGGCAUCUCGGAAUAAUUACAAUGCAUAUGAGUAUAUAUCUAAAACAAAUAUUAUGUUUGAAAUACAUUUGUUAAGAAGAUUAUUAGAACAAAUAUUUGUGGUGAAAACUACUUCUAAAUCUUUUAUGCAUAUUUUAUCAUAUUGUCUAGGAAUAAGUUUCUACUUAGUCACCCCCUUUUCUUUGCACAGCAAAAAUAUACACAAAAUUACAGUGCUAAAACUGCUCUCUAUUACAAUAUUCAUUUUUGGAAAUUUAGUUCAAUACGAUUCUCAUGUUCGUUUGGCCAAAUUACGAUCAAAAGCCCUAAAAAAUAAUGAAUUUCCAUAUAAAGUUCCAUAUGGUGGGCUUUUUGAUUUUGUUAGUUGCCCUCAUUAUUUUAGUGAAAUUUUGAUAUACUUUUCAUUUUUCCUAUCAAAUCUAGAUACGAUAUGUCUUUUGAAUUGUCUCAUGGUUUUAUUAGUUUUAAUUAAAAAUGGAAUACAUACACAUAGAUGGUAUCUGAAAACUAUGCAAGACACAUACCCCAAACACAGAAGAAUUAUAUUCCCCUUUCUCUUUUAA